UGGCGGUUAAGGGUUCUCAAGGCCGCCGUAUUGUCUUCCGAAGGUUAUUAGUGGGUUAUAAUAUCUUCUCCAGUUACAGCAUAUUUGAAAUGGGUUAACAAUUAUCUGUCAUAUACAAUUUACAAUUUAACUUAAAUGAUCACUGAUAACUCAGGAAAAUCACAUGAUAUCUUGCUCUCUAACGAAAAGUUCGAUCCGAUCGAGUUGGAAAGUCGAUAUGUUCAUCAAGUAUAUGAUGUGAUAGCCUCUGAGUUCAGUUCUACUCGACAUUCACCUUGGCCUAGCGUUGUGAAAUUUAUUGAAGCACAAUCACCGGAUAGCCUUGGUGUUGACGUAGGUUGUGGAAAUGGAAAAUAUCUUACUGCAUCAUCAAAAUAUUAUGCUGCUAUGAAAGCUAGCACUUCAUCAACUAGUGUACAGUGCAAAAGUAUAGUUGCCACUUCUAAUUUCAUUCCUAUCGCCGCUAUGGAGAGAAGCCCCAAACUAGCAGAGAUUGUAUAUAACAGAGGCUUCGAUGUAGUCAUAGGUGACAUACUACGAAUACCUUAUUGUUCAGAACGUUUUGAUUUUUUUCUAUGCAUAGCUGUUAUUCAUCAUUUAUCCACUAUGGCUAGGCGUAUAGAAGCAGUUAAUGAGUUGGCCCGUAUUCUACGCGUUGGAGGUCGAGGGUUAAUACAAGUUUGGGCUAAAGAACAACAUGGUAUUUCAAAAUCUGAACCGUCAUAUUACGUUAAUCGUAAGACAAAAACUGUUUGUAACGUCAACGAUUCUCCAGAAUCACUCUCGAAAAUCGUUGAAGCUGUCCCUGGCACCUAUUUACCUUUACACGUCAAUGGUACAGAAUUUCAAAAUACAGAUAUGUUAGUUCCUUGGAAGAAAAAAAACUACACGGUGACCGAUCAGUUGAAAGAGUCUAAUCAACCAUUACCCAAUUCAAUGUAUGGUCGCUAUUAUCACUUAUUUGUUAUGGGAGAAUUGGAUGACCUAAUAUCAAAAGUACCUGCUCUAAAAAUUGACACAUCUUUCUACGAACAAGGAAAUUGGGUUGUACAUGUAACAAAAGUUGUAUAAAUGUAAAUUUAUAUAUACAAUAAAAAAUUAUAUUCAUUUAUAUAUAUAUUGAUUAUUGCUGUGAG
Molecule: messenger RNA, 1136 nt
Organism: Schistosoma guineensis
Lineage: Eukaryota; Metazoa; Platyhelminthes; Trematoda; Strigeidida; Schistosomatidae
Source: the annotation of a GenBank genome assembly